AUGGCGACGGCGACGAAGGAUCCGUGCCCGUGCGUGCUCAUCGCGCCGCAGAUCGAGGCCGACGACGGCACGCUCACCACCGCCGGGCUCUACCGCUGGGAGGAGGGCCAGGGCGUCGCCACCCUCGUGGUGGAUGCCAUGCCCGACUACCGCUCCUUCCACCCCGACACGGAAGCGGCGCACGACCUCGCGCACUGCGACGGGCUGCUGCUGGUGCCCACCGACGCCGCCGUGCGCGUGCUCAACCCGGCCACGGGCCGCGCGUUCGGCCUCGGCUGCGACCCUCGCUCGGGAGCCUACAUGGUCGUCCGCAUCUUUUACCGCUCCCUGGACGAGGUCGAGCUCUACGCCGGCGGCUGCACCUACACCUACUCCCUCGGGGCAGAGGUGCUCACCCUCACAGCCGGGGGGACGGACCAGUGCUGGCGCGAGACGGCGGCGCCACCUCCGUGCCCCGUCAUACCAGGGCGCACUGCGACAUUCUUCAAGGGCUCGCUCCUCUUCACCCCCCACGAGCGGGUCCUCGACGGCGGUGAGGCGCCGGGCUUCGUGCGCUUCAGCCUGGAGGACAACGACGAGCCGUUCGGCGUCGUCCCGGGGCCUCCCUGCGAGAAGAGGAUCGACUACGCGGCGUCGAGCAUGGCGGAGCUGCGCGGGGAGUUGUGGCUGUGCGUGGGCAGCCCGAGGCCCGGCAUGGGGUCGGUGGAGAUGUGGGCAUGCGGCGGCGACCUGACCGGAGCCCGGUGGGACCGGCGUCACGUCGUCGAGGCCUGUGUUUUCCGUGGCAACCGAUCUCUUCGUCCGAUGACUGCGUCGGCCGGCGCCAUACUUCUGCGCGCCGGACCGUCGUAUCUCUGGCGCUACCGUCGACGUGGUUGUGAGCCGGGUUAUGGUGAUCUUGUCGACACGCGGUAUCUCAAGUAUCACCAUCCCGACAACGACGCGGGCACGGUGGUCGUUGAGUACCCAAUGAAAACAGUCCUUGCCGUUGAUGUAGUUCCAUAUGUUCCUAGCCUAGUUCCAAUCUAG
Aegilops tauschii subsp. strangulata is the source of this 1029-nucleotide messenger RNA. RefSeq lists its product as uncharacterized. Lineage: Eukaryota; Viridiplantae; Streptophyta; Magnoliopsida; Poales; Poaceae. The record is from RefSeq and is a predicted model, not a curated record.